This is a messenger RNA of Durusdinium trenchii, 726 nucleotides long. The record is from the annotation of a GenBank genome assembly. NCBI's taxonomy places the organism in Eukaryota, Dinophyceae, Suessiales, Symbiodiniaceae.
AGGGCAUAUUGGCUCAGCCCAGUGACACAGUAAAACUGGUGAGAGUGAGGGUCGGUCGGGGAUGUCCUUAAAACUCCAGAAGCGGCUCGCCGCAUCCCUUCUGGGAUGCGGCAAGAAGCGCGUGUGGAUGGACCCCAAUGAGACCAACGAGCUGUCCAUGGCCAACUCUCGCUUCAACAUCAGGAAGCUGAUCAAGGAUGGCUUGAUCAUCCGCAAGGCAGUGACCAUGCACUCUCGAUCCCGCGUGCGAAAGAAUUUGGAAGCCAAGCGCAAGGGCCGCCACAUGGGCACUGGCAAGCGCAAGGGUACUCGUGAGGCUCGUAUGCCAACCAAGGUCUUGUGGAUGCGCCGUCAGCGCGUGCUCCGCCGUCUCCUCCGAAAGUACCGCCAACAGAAGAAGAUUGACAAGCAGCUCUACCACUUCUUCUACCGCCAUGCCAAGGGUAACUGCUACAAGAACAAGCGAGUCCUGAUGGAGGCUAUCCAUGCCAAGAAGACUGAGAAGAUGAAGGAGAAGGCCCUGCAGGAACAGUCUGAGGCCCGCAAGGAGAAGGCUCGCAUCGCCAAGGAGAAGAAGCUCCAGAAGAAGGCGGAUGCUGCACGCACGGAAGAGGACGGCGGCUGGCAGCAGCAGAAGAAGCGCUGAGAAGGUGGAGGUUCGCUUGCAGAGAGAACCGAUGACUUGCUUCCUGAGAGCACGACCUGAGCCAGUGAAAAUGCGGAGAA